AUGGCUAUUAUGAAGACCCUUAUGAUGAUGCUGUGCCUCUUGCUUGGGAUGUUACUCAUCUCUGUUGCAUCAACCGAUCAUCAUCAGCCUUUCAAUGGAGAAUCAAGAGCAAAAAACUCGAGGACAAUUGCCGGCUGGGGAGGAGGAGGACUUGGUAGCAGGGGAGGAAGUGGACCCGCAGGUGGCGGUGGACUUGGAGGAGGUGGAGGAGGCGGACCUGGCACCGGUGGAGGAGGCAGACCUGGAGGAGGAGGACCUGGCAGUGGUGGAGGAGGUGGACCUGGGGGAGGAGGAGGACCUGGUGGCGGUAGAAGAGGAGAUUCUGGCGAUGGGGGAGGAGGCAAACUCAGUGGCUGGGGAGGAGGUGGCCAUGGAGGAGGAGGACACGGUGGUUGGGGAGGAGGUGGAGGUCCUGGCGGGCACGGAGGAGGAGGCUGGGGAGGAGGUGGAGGGCCUGGUGGCCACGGAGGAGGUGGUUGGGGAGGAGGUGGCGGACCUGGUGGCCAUGGAGGUGGAGGACACGGUGGUUCGGGAGGAGGCGGAGGAAAUGGUGGUGGUCGGGGUGGAGGUAUGGCAGACAAAGUGGAUGUCAGAGAUGCUGAUAACGCAGGCGUUGCCGGUGGUGCAGUUGAAACUAUCAAACCAAAGAGCAGAAACUGA
This is a messenger RNA of Neltuma alba, 660 nucleotides long. RefSeq names its product acanthoscurrin-2-like. The record is from RefSeq and is a predicted model, not a curated record. Lineage: Eukaryota; Viridiplantae; Streptophyta; Magnoliopsida; Fabales; Fabaceae. Bases 1 to 660 code for a protein of 219 amino acids. The transcript has 2 exons.